This is a messenger RNA of Grus americana (Whooping crane), 3324 nucleotides long. RefSeq names its product nucleolus and neural progenitor protein (gene RMP64). NCBI's taxonomy places the organism in Eukaryota, Metazoa, Chordata, Aves, Gruiformes, Gruidae. Gene Ontology annotation, cellular component: nucleus. Gene Ontology annotation, biological process: positive regulation of Notch signaling pathway. The coding region runs from base 23 to 1369 and encodes 448 amino acids. The record is from RefSeq and is a predicted model, not a curated record. The transcript has 10 exons.
GCACCGCCCCCACGCGGGGAAGAUGGCGGCGGCCGAGGCGGCGUGGAAUAGGCUGGACGUGCCGUGGCCCGCGAGCAGCGCGACGGUGGCCCUGGCGGCCGAACACCCUGCAGGGAAGUGGCUGCCGGUGCUGCGGCGGCGGUGCGACACCGCCGGCAAGCGGCUGUCGGGAACAGGCCUGGCCGUCGAGGGACGCGUCCUGCGGGCCGUGCUCUACGUCUACCACAGCAGGCUGCUCCGGCACCGGCCCUACCUGGCCCUGCAGCAGGUAGAGCAAUGCUUGAAACGCGUGUGGAAAAUGAACUUGGUGGGCUGCAUUGAAAUUCUGGCAGGACUGAUUCCCAAGAAAAACACAUCCCAAGCCCACGCAGAAUGCUUAGUUCCCAGCCAGCCUAUACUGGAAACAGUGGCUCUGAAGGUAUUGGGAGGUUGCAAGCUCAUACUACGUCUACUGGACUGUUGCUGUAAAGCUUUUCUCUUGUCCAUUAAACAUCUCUGCUCGGAAGAAUUCAUACUUUUGAACACUGUGGCUUCAGGGUUGUUGAGCCGGCUAUGGAUUCAGUACAGGUGUGUAUUGCGGAGCCUCAUGUCCUUGUAUGGCACGUUGUUGACAUCACUUCAUCUGGUAUCCAAGACCCAACAGAUGCCUUAUAUCAAGGGGUUUACCUUCCCUUCUGAUAUCAGUAACUUCCUUGGAGUUAACAUUUCUUCUGAGGUGAAAAAGCAAAAGGCUAGAAUGCUUACAACAAAAAAACCUACCAGCUGGCUGAAGAAGUUCUUCCCAACAAUGCCAGAGGCAGCGUCAGAGCCUGGGAAAAAGAGAAAUCUUGCGACCUGCUUGAAUGCUGUGAAAAACUGUAGCAUCCCGUGCCCCAUGGACAUUGGAGAGCCAGUUCUGGUGACCAGAGCCAGCAGAGGGAAGCGCCAGGGGUUUGAUGUGAAGAGCUUACGUAGACCAUCCAGACUUCCAACACAAGAGGGUAUAAGCAUUGCAUCGACACCUUUUAAAGCCAAGUCGGCAUCACUCUUCUCUCGUAUAGCAAAAUUGCAGCAUACUGGAUCUCUUGUACAGAUGGUCCAAACAGCUAUGUCAUUUGGGGAACUGUCGGAGGCACUCAGAAAAGCUAUUCUGUGGUGCAAAGGCAACAAGUUCAAACCAGAAGCUUAUUUUCUGCGUAACAAGUUGUUGAAAAGCAACCGGUUGCACCACGUGGAGGCUCAAGGAUGCAGGUCAUCUGUGACUUGGGAAAGAACACACAAACUUUUGCUGAUGCCUGGAUCUGGUCAGGCAAAACUGAAGAUGAAACUUAACAAUAUAAGAUGGCUGAGCAAAAUACAAGAGUUAUUCCAGUAUUUAAAGCAUUUGUGAAUGAAGAUCUUUCGGCCAACGCAGCAGAAAACCUAGAUAUGGCCAGAGGUAAAGCUGGUUCUUCAGAACAAAACUGUACCUACCGUUUCUAGUACAGCUGUAAGAAAAUGUAUGGCCUAGCUCCACCUGUCUUCCGCUAAGGACACCUCAAGGCAACUGUACACACACAGGAGGAUCACAGGGUCCAGUUCACAGUCUGCUGCCAUUUCAAAGCAGUUUUUAUACAAAUGGAUUUACCAGACAUCCUUUAUGUAUUUGCGUGAUUAAUAAAAGACUUUGUAGCACUAGAAGGGGUUUUGUUCUGAAGAGGGACUAAAACCUGAACUGCAUUUUUUUUACAUAUACAGGCUUAUUUUCAGAGGCUCUUCAGUCAAGGCUGAGGCCUUGAAAAUGACAGCCUUGACAGGAUCGAUGCUUUUGGAAGAUCCUGGUUUUAAGAUACUAAGAAAAGGUUAUUCCUGAAGUGUUCACUUUGCACCUGUUCCAGCUGUCUAUAUACUACUGCACUUCCCCCUAGGAUCAAGCAUCCCAUUGGCUGGUUUGCCUUGGAGCAUUUUGGGCUUAGAGGUAAAACAUUAGAGAAUUACAGGUUUGAUCUCUGCUAAGAUGUGGAAACUAGAGAUCCACAUCUUUCUACUGCAUUCCUCACACACCCCCACUUCUUACACGUAUGCUGAAAACAGACCUCGCCUCAUGUCUAGUCUGAGAGUUACAAGAAAUUCAAUAAUGAAAGAAAACACUUGAAAUACCACCUUCUUGCCCUCAGAGUGGUUCACAAGAGGACUGCCCUUUCUUGAGGUUUAAACACUUAAUGUAAGUAACUUUGACAACCGCACACCCUCGUUUGGCAAUGUUAAGACAUGACAAGACCAAGUGCCAGGGUUUGACAUAGGCGCUUAAUAGCUUUGGUCUAAAUUCUCCCAUACAACUGGUGCUGUUGACAGCAGUCCUUUUGUCCGAUUGUGUACCUUGGAACUGGACAGCUUCGGGUGCCCUUAGCCAGGUACAGCUGCUUGUGGGACUCAGUUCCGCGAGCCGCUACAGUGCCCCUAAGGAGUACAGAGCAUCGGUAUUGUGCUUCAGCCACCAGGGUGGAACAGAUGCAGAUAGUGGACAAUGCGUCUCAUCUCUGGCAGUUCUUCCGAGUGCAGCUGUAGAGCUUAUGCUGGACUUAAACCACAAGGUAGAUGCAGCACUGACGGCUGAUAAAGUGCAGAAGAAGAGCUCCCCUAGUUGUCAGUCUUUUAUUCCACUCUGUUUCAAGCCAACAGUGAUCAAAAAGUAGACCCCAUUAAAGUUGUGUCCUUUCCUUCAUCCACCUGGAUCAGGGACACCUCAGUGUAUGCAAGCGAGGCAUGCUAUCACACCACACCUAUUGAACGCACAAUGCAGGAGAGUUAGAAAAGUAAAAUAUACAAGUCCUAAACACACCUUCCCAGACAGCGUGCUGGCUGUUUCCACUCUAAAUCGCCUUAGAGCAGGCAGGUUGCAGAGGUGCCAGUUUUUGGGCCCUGCUACAUAAGCUGAGAGAAGUAAACCUCUGUGUAUUAUUCAACUGGGCAAGUACAGUUUGCUUAACAUCAGAGCUACAGUUUUUCUUAACUAACUGCUUUUUUAUUAAUGAGAUCACCAGACUAUCUCUAGUAUCCUAAAUAUAUUGGAGCUUAGGCAUGCUGUGGUAGCUUUUUGAACACUUAACUGGAGGGAGAGGAAAUGCUGUAUUAAAAUUUAGCUUCUCUUUGGAGGUUCUCUGCUUUUUAUUCCUUAGCACAAUCAUGUAGGUUUUACAAAACAGUUUUAAAAUAAUCUGGAUUCAUUCAUAGUGCAAUCUUCCUGAAUGGAUGAUGUUAUUAAACAAAAAGUUUAGCCUUACAAACAUUAAUUUAUCCAAAAAUGUAUACAAGUUUAUCCAAAAAUAAAUUCUAGUACCUCGGGUUAUUUACAACCAAAACCCA